AUGGUCGACGGAGACGGUUGCUCGUUUCUUCUCAAUGUUGUUGGCGACAAAUCUUCGGUGUUGCUUGCACCAGCAUCACAUCAUAGUGCAUUGAAGUGCAUUGCUGAAGCCCCCCAGGUAGGCGAAGUUGAUGAGACGUUGAAGCUGCGCGCCAUCUUCUCCUCCAGGCUUGACGCCGCACCCUCCGCAGCAGCAGCAGAAGACCAGAAGCGUCGGACCGGACGAGCAACCUAUUUGAGCGCCUUCUCUCAACAGUCGACCUUGGAAAGGUUUCACGUGAAGUAG
Mesocestoides corti is the source of this 285-nucleotide messenger RNA. The record is from the annotation of a GenBank genome assembly. Lineage: Eukaryota; Metazoa; Platyhelminthes; Cestoda; Cyclophyllidea; Mesocestoididae.